Nasonia vitripennis (jewel wasp) is the source of this 3015-nucleotide messenger RNA. RefSeq names its product cyclin-dependent kinase 9. Gene Ontology annotation, molecular function: cyclin-dependent protein serine/threonine kinase activity; ATP binding. Lineage: Eukaryota; Metazoa; Arthropoda; Insecta; Hymenoptera; Pteromalidae. Bases 753 to 1931 code for a protein of 392 amino acids. The record is from RefSeq and is a predicted model, not a curated record. Gene Ontology annotation, cellular component: nucleus. Gene Ontology annotation, biological process: protein phosphorylation. The transcript has 8 exons.
AGUUUUUAUUGGGGCGGCUCCGGCGCGACAUUUGUUGAGUACCUAUUUUACAAAUAGGUACUCAACAAAUGGAGAACCGUACGGAAAAUUUAAGAUUCACUCGUCUCUCGGAAGGCUACAUCGAUAUCAAUAAAAGCGUCGAUAUACGGGAAAACAAUAAAGCGGCAAUAAAAUCGAGACCCAAGAGAUAUAGCGCUAAUGCGGGGAUUUGGGAAAAGCCGGAUGCCGUCCGACGGGGUGGAGCAGCGGAGCAGUGCUGGCAACAGGGUUCGAGCACUUCGAGCAUGUCUGCAGAGCGCAGACGGGGUGCUUUACGACCACGUUUACCUGAGACGGACCUCUCCACCACUCCAGCCACCCACGCCCAUUUUCAGGACCCGCCAGACUGUCACGAUGGAGGGGGGGGGGGCACCGAGGAAAACUGCGGUUGCUUGCAAUUUCGCAUCUCAGUAGUCAGUUUGUGAAUAAACGCUGGACGUAGCACAUCGCUGCACACGGCUUGCUUACCUUUGACUUGGCCUCGCUGUAAUCGCACCGAGUAAAACUCUACUGAGAUCUAUUCCUUACUUUUCACGCACAAGUUUUACCUCCACGACGAAUCGGGUUGAUUCGAAUUUUGCGCGCGCGCAUCGCGCUACCAAUAUCCAGUGGCAUAGCUCGUGGCUCACGCACUCGCAGGACGCAGCUCUCGACACCUCGCUCUGCUGCUGCUCCGAUACUCCAAGGCUCUAUAUGUGUAUAUAAGAAGCAAGAUGAAUAUGAGAGAGAAGCAAAAAUACGUCGAGGGAUACGAUUUUAAAUUUUGCGAUUUGAUUGCCAAAUAUGAAAAAGUUGCCAAAAUCGGACAGGGGACAUUUGGAGAGGUGUUCAAAGCCCGAGAUCGGGAGAAUCCGAACAAAUUUGUCGCUAUGAAGAGGAUUUUCAUGGACAAUGAAAUUGAAGGGUUUCCAAUCACAGCGUUGAGAGAAAUUAGGAUCUUGCAGCUCCUUAAGCACGACAACAUCGUCCAUCUUAUUGAAAUAUGCAGAACCAAAGCCACAGUGCACAAUCGAUGGCGAUCUACGUUUUACUUGAUUUUUGAGUUUUGCGAGCACGAUCUCGCGGGUCUGUUAUCCAACGUCAACGUCAAAUUUAGCCUGGGUGAGAUAAAGAAAGUCAUGCAUCAACUUCUUGAUGGUCUGUACUACAUUCACACAAACAAGAUUCUGCAUCGAGAUUUAAAGGCGGCUAACGUACUGAUUACGAAGAAAGGCGUCUUGAAGCUCGCCGAUUUCGGCUUGGCGCGAGCGUUCAGCAUAAAAGCCAAUGGACAGCCCAACCGUUACACAAACCGAGUAGUGACGCUCUGGUAUCGUCCACCCGAGCUACUGUUGGGUGAUAGAAAUUACGGACCACCGAUUGAUUUAUGGGGAGCAGGUUGUAUUAUGGCAGAGAUGUGGACAAGGUCGCCAAUCAUGCAGGGAAGCACAGAACAAAUGCAAUUGACCCUUAUAUCGCAACUUUGCGGAUCCAUCACUCCCGAGGUCUGGCCCGGCGUUGAGAACCUCGAACUUUUCAACAAAAUGGAACUUGUUAAACAUCAGAAGAGAAAAGUUAUCGACCGGCUGAAGCCUUACAUAAAGGAUGCGUACGCUUGCGACCUCCUUGACAGACUGUUGACACUGGAUCCGAGCAAGCGCAUCGAUUCAGAUUCUGCAUUGAACCAUGACUUUUUCUGGACUGAUCCGAUGCCUUGCGACCUUACGAAGAUGCUGGCCCAGCACGGCCAAAGCAUGUUCGAGUUUCUGACUCCGCAUCGACGCGCCGGCCACAUGCGCUUCCAGCAGCAACCGGCAGCAGGCAACGCCGCCCCCGGACAAGCCGUGCAUCAGCCACCACGUCCAAGUCAAAGUAAACUUGCCGACUCGGAGUUCCACGAACGGACUUAUUAGGGCGACGAUCGCGCGGUGGAAUAUUAAUUUUUGUAUCAAAGUUUUACGUGUUCGCUAUCGGAGAACAUCAAAUUAGGGUGAAAAUUUAUUAUCAUUAUUCUUUUUUAUCCUACUGUAUAAGAAGUAUAAGGAGAGAAUCUAUGCAGAGGUUGAAUUAGACAUAGGAUAAUUUUUUAAAGAGAUUAAUGAAAUUCGUGUGACAUAUCUGCGAAGGAAGAGCAGGAUAUACAAUUAUUAAAAACUCUCGCGUUACAUAAAUGAUUAACUUGUUUGAAAGAAAGAUUAAUUUUCUUAAGAUCAUAUUUGGCGACGUACUCUAUACGCUGAGAUUUUAGAUUUAUCAGAUGCAUUUUACCAAUUCCUUUCAGACUUUCAGAUCUGAUUCUAAAAUUACCAUAAGACUGCCAGCGAAGUAUAUUCUUCAUCACUUACAUAUUAUGAUGAAUUUUGUCUAUAUUUACAAUUUGAAAGAAAGCGUUAAUUUAUUGCUGCGAGAAAAGGCGAGUAUUAGCGUCGCUUUCGCAGUAAAAAGCUGCCAAGAUCAAGCGCAAAGCCGUGUGUGCCAAAUGAGUGUAGUGUCCCGUCAGCAUUGGCGCGACUUAUCGAUAAAUAUAUACUGUAUAUUUAUUUUGCUUAAAAUAUAUGGUAAACGAUUAAUUAAGCCGAAAUCAACGCGCGAUUUGUUUGACUCUUGAUAAGCGAAAGUAGCAAGAUAUCCGCGAUUAAAAAAUAAACUUGAACUGCUAUGUUAUUACGAAUUAUUGUAUCGCUCUACUUAUUGUGUUCAAAUAUCAUUGCUUGACUUGCGGAAGCUGCGAUUCUCUGUACGACAAGAGGUAAUGAUUCACCAUUUUUUCGAUUAAUUUUCUUUAUCUCUUUUGAUGAUAUUAUUGCGAAAUCAGCCAGCGUUUUUACACGCCUGACAAAACGUAUAACGUAAAUGCGGAGAGAACAGCGAACUUAAUUAUCGCAAUUAAGCCACAAUUCAUGUAACAAUGUGCAUAUAAAUUAUGCACAGCGAGAAUGUGUAAUUAUGCAAACUCUAUCGUUGUAAUAAGAUUUUAAUAAUAAAUAAUAUAAUAAA